This is a messenger RNA of Nasonia vitripennis (jewel wasp), 5672 nucleotides long. It is a transcript of the gene ss, whose product is annotated as circadian locomoter output cycles protein kaput. Gene Ontology annotation, molecular function: nuclear receptor activity; protein dimerization activity; transcription cis-regulatory region binding. Lineage: Eukaryota; Metazoa; Arthropoda; Insecta; Hymenoptera; Pteromalidae. The transcript has 12 exons. Gene Ontology annotation, cellular component: nucleus; aryl hydrocarbon receptor complex. The coding region runs from base 566 to 3781 and encodes 1071 amino acids. The record is from RefSeq and is a predicted model, not a curated record. Gene Ontology annotation, biological process: regulation of transcription by RNA polymerase II.
UCGCUGCGCGCGCGCGCCAGUGCUCGAGAGACUCUCCGCGGCUCAGCACGCGUCGACACGUUGUGCUCGCGUACAGAGAAGAAAGCUGCAGUAUCAGGAAAGAGAGCGCGUUCAUCGAUAUUACAGGCUUCGCAUAUAGCAGCGAUAGAGUAAGCUCGAAAAUGUACAAGUGAGACUGUACGCUCGUGCUACAGCCGCGGCGGGCGGCAGACAUGGCGAGCUCCGAUGCAUCGUCCUCGAGAUCCGCAGUAGCAGCAGCAGCAGCGGCAGCCGUCGAGACGAGUGUUGUUGUUAGCGUAGUUGUGCCUCGCUCACUCUAGCCGUGUACGCGCUGGAGAGAGCUGGAGCCGGGGGGCUGGGGGUCGUCCUCGGAAGUAGUGCAACGGUAGGCCUGCACCUGCUAGAGCAGGCGCAGACAUGCGCCUAUGCUCAGCCAGCGACGGGAGCCGAGCAGAGCCAGCUCCUUGUGCUCCAGCAGCAUAGCGGCCUGAGUCCGGCUAGCGAAGCAGCACAGCAACAGACGACGAGGACGACGAGGACGACGACGGCGACGACGACGGCGAUCAUGACGCCGACCUCGGCGCCGGCGGCCGUCGCUGCCAGUCCCAACAAUCCCGUGGCCAUGAGCCAGCUCGGCACCGUCUACGCCACCAAGAGACGUCGGCGCAACGGCAAGAGCCUGAAGCCGCCGCAGAAGGACGGCGUGACCAAGUCGAACCCGAGCAAGCGGCACAGGGAGCGGCUGAACGCCGAGCUGGACACCCUGGCAUCGUUGCUGCCCUUCGAGCAGAACAUCCUCAGCAAGCUCGACCGACUCAGUAUCCUCAGGCUGAGCGUCAGCUACCUCCGUACCAAGAGCUACUUCCAAGUUGUGAUGCACAAGGACAAGGAGGAGAACUCGCAUCACGAUUCGCAUUACCGUACCCGCGAGCUGGCCACUCUCGCCGCUUACGACCACCAGCACCUCGACGGUGAAAUGUUCCUGCAGGCGCUGAACGGCUUUCUGCUGAUCCUGACCUGCGACGGCGAGGUCUUCUUCGCGACCCACAGCAUCGAGAGUUACCUAGGCUUCCACCAGUCGGACAUAGUACACCAGAGCGUGUACGAGCUGGUGCACAGCGAGGAUCGCGAGGAGCUCCAGCGGCAGCUCAUGUGGAAUUCGUUUUUACCGGCCGAGUCGGCCAGUCUGGCGCUGCACGAGACGCUUACGCCUCAGUACGGUCACCUGCUCGAGCGCAGCUUUACCGUGAGGUUUCGAUGCCUACUCGACAACACGUCCGGAUUUCUCCGACUGGACAUAAGGGGCCGCGUGAAGAUCCUCCACGGCCAGAACCGUAAAACGGAGGAGCCGCCUCUGGCGCUGUUCGCCCUCUGCACACCGUUCGGACCGCCGUCGCUGCUCGAGGUGCCGCAGAAGGAGGUCAUGUUCAAGAGCAAGCACAAGCUCGACUUGGCCCUCGUUUCCAUGGACCAGCGAGGCAAGAUGCUGCUCGGCUACUCGGACUCGGAACUUGCCAACCUCGGCGGCUACGACCUCGUGCACUACGACGAUCUCGCUUACGUUGCCAGCGCCCACCAAGAAUUGUUGAAGACCGGUGCUUCCGGAAUGAUAGCCUACCGCUUCCAGACCAAGGACGCAGGCUGGCAGUGGCUGCAGACGAGUUCGCGGCUGGUCUACAAAAAUUCCAAGCCGGACUUCGUCAUAAGCACGCACCGACCGCUCAUGGAGGAGGAAGGCCGAGACUUGCUGGGCAAGCGGACGAUGGACUUCAAGGUCAGCUAUCUGGACGCCGGUCUCACGAACAGCUACUUCUCCGACAGCGACAGUCUGGGCGGCACCGGCUCCUGCAUCGGAUCCCAGAUAUCGACUCAGUCCCAACAGCAGACCCAACAGCCGCAGCAGCAAUCCCAGCAGCAGCAGCAGCAGCAGCAGUCGCCUCAACCUCAGCAGGCGCAGAGAGUGAACCGACGGUACAAGACGCAGCUCCGAGACUUCCUGUCCACGUGUCGUAGCAAGCGGACGAGCAAACUGGCGAAUCAACAGUCCGCGGCAGCAGCAGCAGCGGCGGCGGCGGCGGCAGCGGCAGCCGCGCAGUUGUCUCCGCUGUCCCCAGCGACAAUGGGUGGCACCCCCACGGCGGCCAGUACCGCGAGUGUCGGUAUGGGUGUCGCGCCUGUGGACUAUCUCGGAGCGGCCGCAGUUGCGGACAGUAGUGCGGCUGCGGCGGCGGUAGUUGCCGCUGCGGCUUACGGGAACCUUAACAGUAUGUAUCCGGGCGCGUCUUACGCGCCGACGGCAGCGGCUGCGGGUCCCGAACCCGCGCUCACCUCUUACAUAGGACACACCGGAGGCUAUCACCAUCAGGGCCUCUACUCCCCUGCGACGCUCGAUAACAGGUACCUGACGGCGACGGAGAACCUCUUCCAGUAUCGACCGCUGGGCAGCUACUAUCCGGAGUACCACGCGACCACGGGCUACAACGGCUUCAUCGACGCGGUCUCGUUGCCUCCGACCUACGAAAGUCACCAGCAGCUCACGGCCACCGCGGCUGACUCGCCCAAGUACGGCUACGCGGACGUGCGAAAUACCGCCGGUUAUGCCCUGAGCAGUCCCGUGCACCAACAGCAACAGCAACACCACCAUCAGCAUCACCAGCACCAUCCGCAGCAGCAACAGCAGCACUCUUCCGAGCCCAACCUCGCCGUCAGCGCCGCAACGAUCAGCGGUUCUCGGGCCGGCAGCAGACACUCCUUGGAGGCCGCAUCCGUAUCGUCCAAUUCAGCGGGUAGCUCUCCUGUGACCAACAGUAGCAACAACAACAAUAACAAUGGAAUGCUGACUCCGAAGCUCGAGGACGUCAAGCCCGAUGUCUACAACAGUGAGACUGGGCUCAGGCAAACGGUGCUCAUGUGGGGCGCGCCACCGUCCUCGAGGACACCGCCCACCAGGAGCAACGGAAGCUACAGUCCCCCGACACCUAAUCGCGCUGGUCUCGAUUCUCGAUCCGACCCGCUGAAAAGCCUGCAGGAGAUGAACUCGAUCAACGGCGAGUGCAAGUGGAAGCGCUCCUCGCCGGUCGAUGCGCCGAGUCCUCCUGGAGUCCGCGUUGUCUUGGCCUCCAAGCUUCAUCAGCAACAGCAGCAACAACAGCAGCAGCAGCAGCAGCAGCAGCAGCAACAACAACAACAACAACACUCGCACCAUCAGCCCCAGCAACAGUAUCCGGUGGUGACGUCGGCGCACUACGGCACGGGCGUUUACCAAAACGAGGCUAGCCAGAACCCGGGCGCCGUCAGCGAGGUAUGGCAAGGAGCACAGCAUCACUAUCACCAGUAUUAUCCCUACCACAACCAUUCUACUACCACCGCACUACCACCACCACCAAUUCCAUUAUCAUCACCACCGUCGACACCGCCACGGCACGCCUCUCAUGUACCAAAGACUCCGAAAUGUAAUAACGCCUUUCUACUGGAACAGACUUGUACAGUAGGUGAUGAUGACUUCAUGUCGCAGCACGUUAUCGCCAGCAACGGCAACGGGUCGGGCCACCUCGAGCAGCGACAUGUCCGCGGUACCGGACAGCAACAGCAUCGUCAGCAGCAGCAGCAGCAGCAGCAACAGCAACAGCAACAGCAACAGCAUCAGCAGCGGCUCAUACUGUCGACCGCGAGUGGGAGAAUCGAUCAGCUCGGCGAUGCCUGCCUCGCGGAUCACAAACCGGACGCCGGCAGUCCUUUGCUGUCCAUCUCCGAGGUGACCAAUACGCUGCUUAACCAAUAGGUCGGCUAUUGCAAUAAAUACACGUCGUAGAGAGUAAAAGGAGCUUGCUGCAGCUCUCGUUCGUAGAAAUGAUGACGCGACUUGAUGAUGUAUGUAUCAUACACGCGACGAGGCGGACGAGGCGACGAAUCACCCCAAUUGUAAUAUAACGAUCGCAUUGUGUCUUCAUUCCAACGCGGAUUAGGAUGUCGAUAUUCGAAAAUUCUUAUCUUUCUCCUUCAAGUAUAUACAUAUUAUGUACGUAUCGCACUGCGCAAAUCGUAUAUCAUAGAGAGGUGCGUAAACAUUAUAUACGCCUGUACGACAACGAAGACAUAUAAGGACGCAAGCAGUAUCCGACAUUUCCCUUUUACUUUGUAACUUCCUUCACGUUGUCUUCAUUCACGGUAUACAUAAUAGGAUAUAUAUUAUACGAUAUACAUAUCUGUUCUUUGAAACGCGACAAAAUGAAAUACGCAUUCUGUGAUAUGUGUUAGCUAAUUUAAUUCCAAUCAUCAAAAGUGAAAUUUGGUGUUGGCUCUCUAUCUCUCUCGCUCCCUCUCUCUUUCUAUCUCUGUAUCGUACUUUGGUUUAGCUGUGUAUAAAAAAAAAAAAAAAAAAAAAGACGAAAGAAAUAUGAAAAAAGCCAGAGGCUAUAUAAUUGUAAAAUCAAACGAUAUCGCAACAAAGUGCGAGAACAAGGUUCGUAAGCGAGGAAUAUAGUUGAGUUACAAAGGGAAAACACGUACAAUAAUUAAAAAAAAAAAGGAUAGCGCGAGUUCGUUUGGUCGGAGUAUCGUGUCUUGCCAAUAAUUUUGUUAAUAAGUUUGUAAUUUUGUGUACUUAAUCAGUUUAUACGCCUGUGUUUAUGUACGUGCAGUAUGUAGACGUUGUUAGCCAAGCUAGAUGAGACUUCCACGAAAGCCUUACGUAAAAUAUCUUUCAAGAAUACUACUAAUAGUGAUACGUAACGAUUGAAACGCGAAUGUGUGAAUGAGAGAGAGGGCGAAAUUUCACUACGCGAAAAAAAAUAAUAAAAAGAAAGAUAGAGAAUAAUUCAGAAUGGUAUGUACAUUCCAAUAUGUAUUUGUAUUUGUAAAUGUAAUUUAUACUCUAGGGCGUCGGUGCAGAGACGACGCCCGAAUUACCAUUAGCAGCUAGUGAACAAUUAUGCGGAUCGAAAGAAAAUGGAGACAAAUUGUACAAUAUACAUAUGACGCAAUCACUAGCCGAAUUUGGUCUUCUACAUAAAUAUACAUAUCCAGUUUAUCAAUUUAUGCGAAUGAAAUUCGCGAAUCAGUCUCUAUUUCUUCGACAUUUUUUAUCUCGUAUCUUAUUAACGCUCUUGUGAAUUAUAGAGUCUCUCUUUCUCUCGAAACGCUAUUGACGAGAGAAUCUAAUGAAUUAUUCUGUUGUAAUCCACUAACGAUAAGUACUCAAAUCUAGUCCUCAUACAAUGCGAAUUGAAUAGUUAUGAUUAAUAAUUAUUAUUACGAUUAUUAUUAUUAUCAUCAUCAUUAUGAUCAUUAUUCUUAUCGAGAAAUUAAGAAAUCGUUUAAGAUGAAUAUUACACUUUAAACUUCGUCGUGCUUUAGCUGCGGUGAAUUCAUCGCUCGUUUCUACGCGGACGAUCGAUCCGUUAUACUCCAACGAUUGUACAUAGUUACAAAAAUUCAGUUCGCGUAAAAGUAAAACGGAUUGAUAUACGAUAUCAUUAGCAUAUUUAAAUGAACGACGGCUUCGAUCGGCGCUCCAGAAACGAGCGAGAAGCACUUUGCGCAGUCGAAGCGGGAUAUCGCUUUUAUUCACUCUAAGACAUGUAUUAUACAAUAAGUAAUAAAAGAAGAAAUGUAUACGGCCGAAAAGAAGCAAAAUCGAUCUCCUUUCUCAUAGCUAUAUAUUCUAGUAUCGA